Messenger RNA from Ooceraea biroi (clonal raider ant), 13114 nucleotides. It is a transcript of the gene nAChRalpha6, whose product is annotated as nicotinic acetylcholine receptor alpha6. Gene Ontology annotation, biological process: monoatomic ion transmembrane transport. Lineage: Eukaryota; Metazoa; Arthropoda; Insecta; Hymenoptera; Formicidae. Gene Ontology annotation, cellular component: postsynaptic membrane. The record is from RefSeq and is a predicted model, not a curated record. Gene Ontology annotation, molecular function: acetylcholine-gated monoatomic cation-selective channel activity; transmembrane signaling receptor activity.
GGAGGGUUGUGCCGAUCGUGGGGAACACUCCUCGCGUCUAUAUCGCGGCGGUGGCUGCGAGUCGCGAGAGCUCGACCGGCAGCUCGUACACGACCCCAACCGCCUCCUUUUUCAGGGGUUUCGGUUUCCGGUUCGGAUACCCGUUCGCAGGGACGAGGCGGUUUUUCUCCAUCCUCCGUGCAUCCAUCCUUCUCUCUUUCUCUCUUCACCUAUCUAAACUUCUCUGCCACCUCUUUCUUUUAAUUCCUGUCUCCCUGAUCUUCCAUAAUUUCCCUCUUGCCAGCCGCUGUCCCAGUCUAGCGCGAGUUGCCACAUUCGGCCGAACUUCGCGGCGUACACCCUCCGUGCGUGCGCGGCCUGUGCGAGGGGCUCCGUGUCUCUUCGUCGUCCCCGUGGUCGUGCUCGUCGCCGUAGUCGCCCGUCAUACGGAUUACUCGCGUUCGCAUCCCGCUCGUGGCGAACCAAGUGCGCGCGAUGCGAGAUAGUACCGUGCACGCAAGUGGAACGACUUUGCCGGACGAAAGCAAUUACGGAUAAGAGGGCAAAGGAAAAGGCAUACGACGGAGCGACGAAGAACGGUGGCGAAUGGGAGUGCGGAGGAGAAGGAUAGGUUGCCGCAACAGGGCAGGAAGAGCGACGAUGGUGAACGCGGAUACACGGGAAUGCACGUUCGUGCGAGCGCGUGAUCCCUGUUGAGGAGAAAAGAGUGCCAAGGGAGAGUGCGAAAACCAAACGGAAGAGAAAAACGCAAGCAAGAACCGCAGAGAGAUCGGCGAAUUCAUUGCCUACGUGGAACGAGCUGCUGGCAGAGGGAGCAGUCACGCUCCGCGAAGUUGCCUGGAUACCGGGCAACACCGUGUUGCGCUCCGGUAAAGUAGGAGGCAUCGGAGCAGGCGGAGGUGGUGGUGCUGCUCCGCGGGAGGAUGGAACGCGCGAUGAACUGUAGUGAGACGAGGAAGACGAUCGCCGGCCAGGCCGCGAACGCAGGUCCGUGCUGCUGCCAAGAGUCGCGAUAGUACACCCGCGCCCCUCUCAAAGUUCGCUGGAGAGAAAGGGAGAGAAAGAGAGAGAGAAAGAGAGAUUCCCCGCGAGAAUGCUCGAAACCCCGGGAAGCAUCGUCAUGCGAACGUAGCGCGUUCUCACUGUGAACAGUAAAACGUCGUCAACUAUCAGCGAUUGAGACCUCGCGGAUACGCACGACCGAGGAGCGCGGAAGAACGCUUGGUUAUGACGGCGAAGUCGGGAGGUGCGUUAGCGAGUAUCGAUUAGCGGACGAUUCGCGUGGAAUUGAACUCGACUCGUGAUACCUGCACGAUGAUGAUGAUCAGUGACGCAGCGGGCGACAAAGCGCUUCCGGGCGACACUUGCGGCGGUGACCGCUGCAUGUAGAAGUGAACACGCAAAAUUGUGCAGUGCGUCGCGGCCACGACGGGCCACGACUGGGAAGAACAUCGGCAAGUCGAUGUCGCGCCUCGACCUGGGCCUGCAAAAUUCAUCUGCCAUGGCGCACCAGACAAGAGGUCUACCGCAGUUGCGAAUAAAGUUUUGUGCUACGGUCGCCGCCGGUCUCCAAAUAGUCCUCUUGCUCACCGUCCUACCUCAAGAGAGCCUUUGCGGACAUCACGAGAAACGCUUAUUGAAUAACCUGCUGUUAAAUUACAACACCUUGGAGCGACCGGUCGCGAAUGAGAGCGAGCCGCUGGAGGUGAAGUUUGGCAUCACUCUGCAGCAAAUCAUCGACGUGGAUGAAAAGAACCAAAUACUGACGACCAACGCGUGGUUGAAACUGGAGUGGACGGACUACAACCUCCAGUGGAACCAGACCGAGUACGGCGGAGUGAAGGACCUUCGAAUUACGCCGAACAAGCUUUGGAAACCGGAUAUUCUUAUGUACAACAGUGCGGAGGAGGGUUUCGACGGGACGUUCCAAACAAACGUGGUGGUCACGCAUAACGGCAGUUGCCUGUACGUCCCUCCGGGCAUCUUCAAGAGCACAUGCAAGAUAGACAUCACUUGGUUCCCCUUUGACGACCAACACUGUGAAAUGAAGUUCGGAUCCUGGACCUACGACGGCAACCAGCUCGAUCUGGUACUCAACUCAGAGGAGGGUGGUGACUUAUCCAAUUUCAUCAUGAACGGGGAAUGGUACCUCAUCGGUAUGCCGGGGAAGAAGAACACGAUAAUGUAUCAGUGCUGCCCGGAGCCGUACGUCGACGUCACGUUUACGAUACAGAUACGCAGGAGGACCCUCUACUACUUUUUCAAUCUGAUCGUGCCCUGCGUGCUGAUAUCGAGCAUGGCCCUACUGGGCUUCACCCUGCCGCCCGAUUCCGGCGAGAAACUCACCCUAGGAGUGACCAUUCUGCUGUCGCUGACAGUUUUCCUGAACCUCGUGGCAGAAAGUAUGCCGACAACCUCGGACGCUGUCCCUUUAAUAGGAGUGACCAUCUUGCUAUCGCUGACGGUGUUCCUGAACCUCGUCGCCGAGACCCUGCCCCAGGUCUCCGACGCAAUACCCCUGUUAGGAUCAUACUUCAAUUGCAUCAUGUUCAUGGUGGCGAGCAGCGUCGUGCUGACCGUUCUGGUGCUCAACUAUCAUCACAGAUCACCCGACAGAUACGUGAUGCCAAAUUGGGUGAAAUUACUGUUUCUGCAAUGGCUGCCGUGCCUGUUGCGCAUGAGUCGGCCGGGCAAGAAAAUCACGAAGAAGACCAUUCUCAUGAGUAAUCGGAUGAAGGAACUGGAGCUGCAGGAGAGGAGCAGUAAGAGUUUACUGGCGAAUGUUUUAGACAUUGACGACGAUUUUCGCCACGGGAACAGCGCCGCCAAUCCUGCCUCGGGCUAUAUAAGCAGGUCGGCGUACGGCACACCGCUGUCGGCCAGGCCGGCGACAGUCGAGGAGACUUCGGCAUCGCUGCCCCUCAGCGGUAUGCAGAGAGAACUCCAUACGAUUCUCAAGGAAUUGCAGUUCAUUACGAGCCGCAUGAAAAAGGCGGACGAGGAUGAUGAGGUCAUUAGCGACUGGAAGUUCGCCGCCAUGGUGGUCGACAGGCUUUGCCUGUUCAUCUUCACGUUAUUCACGCUUUUGGCUACGGUGGUGAUACUGUGUCGCGCGCCACACAUAAUCGUCCAGUAAUAGACUGCCCCGGUCGAACCACCGAAAAAAUGCACAAAAAACCAGAGAUAGCGCCUUCUGGAAUUUAGGAACGACGUCCGAUGCGAUUCGAGGAGGCGGCUACGGAGCGCGUCGAAGUGACGGGAAAGCGCGGAAAAAGAGAGAUGGACUCGUUAGUCCCUUUCGCGCCCUUCUGCGCGACUCACCCCCGGGAAUGUUCGAAACGUUCUCGCAUUUCCUGAUUCCUCACGAUGGGAACCGCCAUCACUGGGUCGCCCGAUACUCACGCGAUGUGCUUUCACUCACAUGCAAGUCAAGGAAGGAGGCAAGAGUGAGAUCAUCAACGACGUUCGCGGGGAAGACGGACUUCCAGUAGCGGCUGUGGCAGCUUCGUUUUUCCGGGAUGGACCCGCCGGGAGGACGAUUCCGGAUUCGAGAGGAGACGACGAACAAAGGGAGCAAGGAUCCGAUCGCCGACGUCACGCUCUGUUGCGGCUGCGUUCUUUCGUUUAAGUGACUUAAUUAACGUUCCGUAGUGCGAGACCGGUAGGUAGUCGACGCGCGACGCGAGCUGGACGAAGAUUUAGGGGGUGCCUCUAGAUCGUAGACGAAGGUAGGUGUCGGCGAGAUAGAGGACGCGCCGCCGAGUAAGUCUAAAAAUGUAUCUCACGAGCUCCCAUCGAUCGCGAUCACGCUCGCGAUCGCGAACGAUGUGAUCUCGCGCGGACGCGGUGGGGAACGCGCGACGAGUCGACGGCGUCACGAGAAAGGGAGAUCGCGCAGUCCUCGGAAGAGCGUUGUUGCGGCCUUUCGAUAAUAGUAACAAUAACGAUAAUAUUUCUUAUAAUAAUGAAAAUAAUAAUUAACGAUAUAAUUACUGUUAGUCGCUUUGCGCGCGCGCGCGUACGUACGCACGCUCGCACGCGCGUUACGACCGAGUCGUAAUUAAUUAACGCCGCGAUCUGUUGAGGGUCUCUCGUGGGGAGCCGAGACGGACUUUAAAAUAACUGCCAAAUAGAAACUCGAGUCAGGGGUGUUCAACCAUCUCAAAACGGUAGGAAGUCAAGUGCGGCUUGGACGAUCGACAGGGUGAACGCGCGUGGGCGCCGUGACCAACUCGACGAGACCCCGGGACGAGGGGUGACCCGAUCGACGGAUCUUCUUGUUUCUUCCCUCCCAUGCGCGAUCCGCGCGACCAACCGUGUGCGGUUUUAACCGUGCCGUUUCCCAGACCCAAGAUCCGCAAAGGCACGCGAUAACAAGCUCGCGCCGUCAACGAUCGCACGAUCGAUUCUCCCCACGCUCGAUAUAUUUUUCCACGUUCUCCCGUUAAUAAAGUCCACCCGUGUCGUGCUCGAGAGCUGAUGCGCACAAGCGCGAGUGAUCCCUCCGCACUUCCGCAAAAACCCGCCGGACGUUUUCACACACAGCGCGUGCUCACCACGGUGCGUGUGCACGCGAGAAGUUUUACAAGCGCACAAGAGAGAGCGGUCAACGCGUCGCUUUAUUCAGCCGGUCGGCGGAAGGAGGGUCGAUCGAUCGGUCGUCCGCUCGUUCGUCCAGGUCGUACGAGCCGCACGAGUAUGCAGGGCGAACGGCGAGCGAGCACAACGCAGGCAGAGGCAAGCGCGGCGAGGGCGAAUAAACCGCGAAAAAAGAAAAAAACUGCCAAGUUGGACCACCCCUGCUUUCCGUACAGAGCCACGCGUACUCGAGUCCUCGGGGACCUCGGUGAAUCCGUUGUGGAUCGUGAUCAAGCGCUGCCAGGGAGCGAUCGACGCGUUAGGGGGAGGAAAGGGGGCCGCGACAGCGAUUUAUAUAUCUCGGUGGAUCGCACAGCUUCGUUGCUCGGCCACGCGCUGUCAAACCCUUCGACGAGCUGUAACUUCGUGAAAAGUGUGACCCGAAUUGCGCCAUGCUUUCUCACUCAAACAUUAUUCACGUUUCGCACUUUGCCGAAAUUACUUCUUGCAGAAUUUAUGGAGGUAAAAUCACAGAUAUGAAUUCUCUACAAAUUGGUCACGCGUGUACCUCGGAAGUGUAUCAGUUACACGCGCGCUACGGAAAGAAAGAAUUGUUAGAGCACCAAUUAUCCGUCGCGAUAUUUGCGACGGCAGUCGACAAAUGAUCCGCAAUCAUUAUUGACGUCGGUACGCGUAUGUUACAAAGGAAACUCGUGACCUCGCGUGGGUUGAUCAAACAAUUAAUUCUUAGGACGGAUAGCGGGAGACCUCCGGAGUCCUCAUUAGCGUAAACUCGUGAGUUCGUACUUUUUACAACGCACGCAGCUAAUUACCGACUUGCGGAUCCACUCGUUAGCGUGUGUGACGUGGACUAUACGAAUCGUUUCCUUUGCGCGAACGAGUUUCGUCGAAGUACCGUAUCGUCAUUGACUUUCCGUCUUAUUUAUUUUAUCAUCGCUGAACACGUGCAGUUUUUCGAACUGAAUGGACUUGGUCUCGUAUUAUCCAGAAUUUUAUAUUGCGUACUGUCGUUGUAACGUUGCACUCGCUGAAGGUUUUGACGUCAAAAAUUUCGUAGUCCGUUUCUCUCUCUCUUUCUCUCCCUUUUCUGUUCUUCCUGCCUCACUUAACGAAAUUGUACGAAAUGACGAAAUGAUGUAGUCGUUCAACUGACGCGAACAGAAAAUGCAUGAUAAUGAUGAAAAUAACGUUAGAGUGUUCGGCUAAAUACUCAGAUAAAUACGUACGUAAACGAGAGAAUGUUUGACGUAAAACUUGACGUAGAACUUGAGUGCAUCGUGCAGCGAUCUGGUUAGUACACGAAUGAACAUUGUCAUCGACGAAACACGCACAACCGCACACAUCUCGCCCUCCCACACAUACACACACGCUCAUACAUACAUAAUACGCGAAUGCACCACUCAAAAACGUUACGGCGAUAAAAUAAUUAUCCACAUAUUUGAAAGAAAUUGUUUGCUAUAGCAAGCUGAAUCGACGAUGCUCGAUCGCGUGCCAAAAAAGAACCGAAAUCAGGUCAAAGAAAAAUCAUUGCAAAACGUUUCUCGGGGAACGGUGAUCGUCGAUCAUUGCCGACAAUCAUAUCGCGCGACGUAGGUUUGCAGCGUUCGCGGAGCACGAAGCGCGAGAACGAAAGAAUUGCGGUAUAAUGCGAUCCUCGGGACGCACGCGAGGGAAUGGGACGAGGUACGCGAUGCAAGGAGCAAUUCUGAGCACAACGAAACGCGAAUAGAAUUUAUGAGCAUGCAGGGAGAGGAAGACUGAAGGACCGUUUACACCACGCGAUCUCUCGACGCGACGUUGCUAGGAGAAUAUUGUUGGUGCAUCAUUGCAAUAUUAUUCUAAAAUCUCGUAGCUGCGAGCUGUUGCUUAUACAGCUUGCCGCAGGAAUAAUCAAAUGGCAGUCGAUUAGAAUACGCGAAGCGUUGAAAUACUUUAGAUACGUAGAUCGUAGCGUUGAGUAAUUAAGAUAUUAUUACGCCGCUAGAGAAAUUCUUUCGACACGGCUGCAUUAAUAAUCGUAAUUAACUUGAAUCGACUAAUUCGAGUAAUGAUUGAUUCGGUAAUUAUGCAAUUUAUUCGGAGAGCAGCUGAUAUUCAUUCGAACGAGCUUUGUUAAAUCGAGAGAUCAGUUUUGCUCACUCGAGCAGAUUGUCCGCGGAUUUUUCUACGCGGUUCUGCAGACUCGAUACGGCCGAUGCGAUGUGUAAAAUAGAAAUCCGCGGGUUAAACGGACCUUGCAGAAUCGCUGGGACGAUCGACAUCGUGCGGAGGUCACCGAUGAUUUCGAGAUGGCACGGCCGAUCGACGGGAGAUUCACCCAGGGCGUCCUCCGAUCUAGCGUAAUUUUCUAACUCAUCACGCGCGCGUCACGUAAUCGAUAAGUAUACGAGGUAAAACGACGACGGCCACUAUUGGCGGCUGUGCGGACCGGAGACACAAAGGGACAGGAAGCGAGAAAUCCGAGGGCGCGUCGCGACGCCGUCGUGAAAUCGGCCGCCAGGGCGAAACUGUCGCGUACAAAUCAGUUCGACGAGAACGAGGCGCAAUCUGCGAGCCUCGAAUGGCAUACCCGCGUGAAACGACACCUGCUACAAUAGAGAAAGGAAGGUACACACAUGGAUAUCCGUAUCACGAACGCGCUUUCAGCAUGAAAAACCGGCUCGUCCGAUUGUCGUGUCGCUCACGUUAUCUCCGAACGCAAUUUUCGAUACUGGAAUCGAAUUAAAAAUCAGAAUCGGACGGCCGGGUUUCACGCUAAACGCACGUCGAAAAUACGGGCCGUAUCCUUUCACGUAAAUGUAUGUGUGUGUAUAUAUAUAUCUUCGUUGCCCCCAUACCGGAGAUUUUUUUAUAUAUGCGAUACGAGAGAGGUAAAGGCGGUGCGCGGGAGAGUAGCGCAUUGUUAAUUCCAAAACGCUCACUAAAACGAAUCUAGCGAGUACACAGCGUAAGAAAAAUUUUACAUGGUGUUUGUACGUUUAAGGGACUAAAACGCGUCACACUCGCAGAGGAUCGUUCUGCGAUUGAGUCGCCCGUACGCAAUUAACGAGAGCGUUUGAAUGGAGAGCGCGAGAGAGACGAAGUUACGAGCACACGCACACGGCAGACGGGAAACAUUGUACCACGAGAAAGAAGAAAAAAAAGGAAGAAAUUAAGAAAAAGAGAGAAACGAAUCCGUGUAACAUUAAGAGAAUUAAGCUCGAUGUACGGUAAUCAUUUGAUUGGUGUGAGACCACGUGGUUAUUAUUAGUAUUGUUUAUGCCGAAAGAAACGACGAUCAUCGCGUUAGUGCUAUUAUCACACCGCAGGACUAUUACUGUCGAUAUGAUUACCGUUACUAUUUACCACUACUACUAGCGCUACUUAAUAUUAUUAUUAUGAUUAUCAUUACUACUACUAUGAUUAUUACUAAUGUCGUUACUAACUAUACUACUAUUACUAUUACUAUUACCGCUAGAAGCUACACUUACUAUUACCUACCUACACCGCUCUGCUACUAUUGUUACUAUUAUUGCUAACUUCUAAUUCCUCCACCGGGCGUGGAGCGCGCGAUAUCGCGAAGGAUCGCGCACGAUUUUAGCCGUAAGCUAAGCGACCUGCGAUUUGCGUUUUUAAUAUUCGAGAUAUGCGGUAUAAUUCACAAACGCGCAAUGAAACGGAGCUCAAGCGACACCACGACAUAUCCCGAGAAAUUCGUCGACCGAAUUUAAAUAAUAUAACGAAUGACGAAUUGUCAGAAUAACAGCCACGUUUUAGUCGUGUGACGCGAGCGGCGCUUCGGUAAUGACGUGCAUCAAUUUUCGUAGGCUUUUUCGGAUUAAUGCGGAGCCGCGAGUAGAGUCGAUUUUCUAGCGAUGGCCCGCAGCAUUGUUUCGUCGCGCCCCGGGAUAAUUCGACUCGUGGAAAACUUUCUUUAUCAUCGGCCUCUCGAUCGGAGAUAAAUGAGUAGAAUUUGAGUAGAGUCGUUGCUAUUGCAUUCUUGAUCUAAACAACAAUCGCGAGGGACGAUUCGUGUGUAGCGCUACGCGUAUAAAUUUAUCUCAGUUACCCGAUGUUGCGUAAUAGUUUGAAACUCGCGACGAAUCAGGCCGACUUAAGAGAGAGAGAGAGAGAGAGAGAGAGAGAGAGAGAGAGACACGGUUAUCUUUGCGCGCAAGUUCUCUUCAGCCCAUCGCGAUUCGUCUGGAAAACUUUUCUGCACGCUUAAUCUCUCCGAUCUCCAAUAAUUUCCCAAUUCGGAAAACAUUUGGCUGUUCUCGGAUGUUAUUGUAGCAGCGUUUGAAGAUAUCAGUAGAUUGAUUACGCACAAAAAUUAUAGAGUAGGUAAAUGUUCAUAAGAACUUUAUUUUAUAAGGGUAGGGGAAAAAAUGGAACAUCUAAAAUACAAUAAGCAAAAAAUAAUAAUCAGUUUAACAUAACUGUAUUAAAAGAUAUACAUUUUAAUGAAACACAAAUAUCUUUUCUGAUACUUUGAUACUUUCCAUUUUUAUUUCUUACUUUUAACGACAAAUUUGUGUCAUGGGGGUAAGAGAUUUAUUGAGAGAGAAAGAGUUAAGCGGUGCACCGGUUUUCCACACGCGCGGUUCUCUUUCCGGUAGAACGGCUAGACUUCUCGAUUACCUUCGCCGCGAUUAAGAAUACGGAUGACAAAAAGGGUACGUACGAGGUAAGCGUACGAACCUUUAUUGGUACGAAGCUCGUUUUGCCCACUGCCGCGUAGGUGCAGGCGAGCGCAUUGAAACAUGAAAAUUGUGUAACUUCUGUGAUAAGAAUCGAUUAAUAGUAAUUGCCGAAUGCGAAACCCCUUGAAACGAGGACGUUGGCGAAAGUAGCGACGCGAGCUCAAGCCGAUAACGAAUCGCUUCGCCGAGAGUAACACGAAACCAUCGAUGAAAAUAAUUUAAACGAUGUCAAACGAUACUUCGACGUACGAAAUAUACGACAUUUCCGCUCUCCGUAUCUGUAAUUUUCGAUCUAUAAAACAUAAAUAAAGCGCAUUAAAUGCAAUGUUAAUGUGAUGUACAUACGAUCGACAUGGACCGAAAUUAGAAGAAUACGUGGACCAAAUAAUCGGUUUCAUUUACAGCCAAAGUAAUCUAAUUUUUUAAAUUAGUCUAGUAAUUUUUCGCGAUCUAUUUUAUAACAAAUUAUCUAUACAUAUUAAAUUUUUAGAGAUUAGCUCUAGAUUCUCGUUUUGCAAACAGAUUCAUUGACAUUCUUACAAGUUAUUUUAGGUCUUUUAAUAAUUUAUCAUGCGAGAUUCUUUGUCUUUUAUAAUCUAUUUAUACUAUUCUGACAAAUGAGCAAACGUUAAUAUUUUAGUGGAGUGAUUUUAAAAAACAAUUAGGAAAAGUUAAUUAGAAUGAGGAGCUUAAAGAAGAAAAGGCCCGGUAUCAAAAUCUUUCGUUAAUUAGGAAAAGGAGCCAGCAAUUUAAAUUAAUUAAAACAUCUAUAGAUCAAAGAGAAAAAGUAAAGCAACUGCUGAUUUAAUUUAAUGCUGAAUAUCGAAAAAUUGCAGAGGAGGAACGGACGCUCGAAUUUAAUCAAGGAAUCUCAUUAGUCGAGCUGCGGGCGCAAAGUUUGGACCAUCUUUCAGCUAAAAAAGAUCCGCGCUCAAUAUGGUAUCGGUUUCGUGUUGCGCGGCGAAGUUUAACGCGUCUUCAUUUGCGGCUAAUUGGGGCCGAUUAGUAGCGGCGGCUCUCGCAUCCCGUCGACGAACGAAGGCGAGCCGGAAAUGACGGGGCUUAGUCUGGAAAUUGCCAAUCGACGUCUAAUUCGGCCGCUCGCGGCCAAUUUCGACUCGACGCCGAAGAUGAAGCGGCGACGCGCGUGCUUGAAAUAUGAUCGUCCCGGUCACGGCUGAGAGGAGGGAUCAAAAGAGCCAGAACGGAAGUAAGAGGUCUCCCGCCCGCGAUUUUUCCCGACAACGCGCUCGCGGACGGGGUGCAGCGAUCGAUGUGGCCGAAGCUCGCUAAUUACGGCACGUCCGUUAAUUGCAGACGAACUCACACAGACAAGAAACGCGCCCGCGCGAUCUGUUUUUACUUUUUUAUGUGACACGCGCUUCGUCGCACUCUUCGAUGACGAGACGUCGCUGCUUGCUCAAAGAUACGUCUCGAGCGAUCGGUCGCAAGCAUUGACAGCAGCACGAGAAAAUGAGAGAAUGUGUAAAUGUGUAGCGGAAACAAGAGGCCUGGGCCGCGCGACGUUACUCCCAACGUGUAAAAGCAAGCGACACGGAGCAGUCGCGGGGAACACACUCGUUACGCACUUGUGCGAUUUCGUUUCGGAAUCGGAGGUGGUGCAUUAUUAUCGAUAACGUGUAAAGCCGUGCGCCGUGUGUUAAUGUACACGUACGCAAAUACUUUGAACAUACGAAUAUAAAUAUAUACAUAUAUACAUAUGAAAAUAGGCGUAUGCAUAGGUAAAAUGCAUAUUAUACAUAUAUAUAUAAAUAUAAAUAUAUAAAUAUAUAUAUAGCUAAUAUACAUAUACAUAUAUAAAUAGCGAAAAACAAUAUUGUAACAUACGAGCACAGGAGAAUCUGCUAAAAGGUGAAAAAAAUGCUAAUAUAAAUUAACAUUAAACGUUAAACUAAUGGAUAGUGUGCGAGAACUGUUAAUAAAUUGUAAUAUUAACUAAUUCAUUAAUGAACUAAAUACAAAGGAAUUGAACUAGGUUACACACGGACAACUGGUAGUCAGUCCCCAACAUUCGUCUCUGUUCCUACUCUCUGCGAACGUGAACUCGCGCGUUGCUUUCGGUAUACACGCAUGGUUUCGCGAUCGCCACGAAAAGCGUCUCCUUCGUUGAAUUUCUCAUUGAUUUCUGUCGGAUAUCACGUAUGAUCUUUCAUUUAUCACGACUGGAUCGAGUAAUUGGCCGCGAGACACGCGUAGACACACACUCACACAUCCCGCGUAACAUGCUCUAAUUUAUAUAAUUAUUAUAUAAAUUCACAUGUACAUAUAGGACACCACUAUAUACACACACACGCGCGUGCCAAAGGUGAUUUAUAAAUGCAAUACGAGACAACGUGUGAAUCAAAAAGAGAAAAAAGCUAACGGUGAUUAGAGGAAAUUUCGCGAAUAUCGAUUGUCAUCGUUCCUCUCUCCCGAAUAUCUGCACUGAUUCUCAAAUAAAAAAGUACGGCUUGACCUCACGCAUCGACUACUCGUAUUUUAUUCCUGAGGAAUAAAAGCCGAGGGGGAUGUUGUCCCUUCCCUUCUACUAUCCACUAUGAGCCCCCAUUCGCUUUCGUUCGAGCGAUACGUACGGGCAAGGCGAGAGGAAAGAUAAAGGAAACGAAAGCAAAAAGGGGAUGUAGAGAGGACCGGGAAUUUUUUUCAGAUUGACGCGAGUUGAAACGCGACGAGUGACACGGGGCGAGUGACCAGCCGUCAUCGAUCAUGUAUCAACGUCGGUGGUACGUACACAUGCGUUGCGAGAAAACACACGCGCGCCCACAUUGCCACGGAUUGACCGCCGAUGGAUCGAUCCGCAAGCCGUUUUACACAUGAGGUAGAUGAUACGUAACAUUAACGCCAUUGUAAAGUGACGUGCGCGAGACGAGGUGACAUGCAAGUAAAUUAAUAAUAACAAUUGAUAUAAUGGAGACAAGCCAGCCGCGCGCGGUAUGCUCAAAAUGUAGAAUAAAGAUUACGACACUGUACAAUGCGUUUAAGGGAUACCUUAUGUAUAGAUAACACGUUAAUACGGGGUGUAAAUGCAACUGUCGCGAUGAAAGCGGGACAGGACUGUUGAGACUGUAGGAUUAAGCGAGGAUGCGCGAGCGAGACUUUGAUGAUAUUUGCAGCGCUGCGUCGCUAUGUAUAGCGUGAAAAACUGAUACAAAUGCGAAUACAGAAGUCUAUAUGGAUAUAAUCUUGCGUUCCUAACAAUGAGAACAUUGUCCGAUGAAUAAAUGUCCGGAUUGACGCUAAUCGACUUUAAUUUCCAUUUCAGAAUACUCAAAGCGAAUCGAGAUUUAGUCCGUAAAUGAAUAUAACUAUUAUUUGUUCUACAAAAAGACUGUGGGAUUUUUUAUUUUAUUCCUUUAAAUUUCGUACUAAAUUAUGUUACUUAUAAGCAUUCGAAAUUGGAAAUCUCUUCACGCGAAUUAUACUUUGAAAUUCUCAUGUGAAUAUAAUCGAUUGGAAAUUGAGAGUCUAUAUACAGAUACAUAAAUUUUCUAAUAAAACUAAAAGGAUGAGAAUAGAGAUGCAAUGUAUGUAUAGAUAAGGUCUAGUAUGAAAGUUUUCUGAAACAAUUACAUGUACCAAGGGAAUUUAAACGUACUAUAAGUAAUUAAAUGACCUAUUUAAAGCAAGCGUUUUAAUUUCAUUUGCUAGACGUCGAGUUUCAUUAUUUUAAUUAUUAUGAUCAUUAUCAUCAUUUAUUUCAAUAGACAUGUAAUUUUUCAUUUAAGUCAAUGUAACGUGCGAUAAGUUUCGACAGUUUUGUACGAGGAAGAAGGAUGGAAAUAAAUGUCACGCAGUCCUUGUCUUCUACAGAG